CCUCCUACUUUGCAGUUGCACAUGGUUUCAGUCUGAAGAAGUUUAGUUUUCUCCGGGUGUGGAUGAGGAGGGGAUGAUGCCAAAGAGCUGCAGGCAAACACACAUGGUCUGAACUUUGUCCUCCAGCACCUGAUAAACACUUAUUAUUAUUAUUAUUAUUGUUGUUAUAAUAAUACAUAACAAAUACUCUGCAUGUGUUUUUGUGUGCAUGGGCUGACAAAGUCAAAAUUAAGUCAACGUAUUUCUCUAUAUGCGGGAGUCACUUUUGGACAUUUGGAAAAUGUUACACAAAUUGUUUUGUUAAAUUUCUUUCACUGGAUGUUUGCUUUGUGGAAAACAAAGUUGAAGACAAAAAGGAAAACUGGACAAGCUGUUUUUUUUAUAGAGGAAUUCUGAGGCAGGAACCAUGAAAGAUAACUAUGGUGGAUAUGAGAACCAGCUUUUUAAAGAGGAGGACUUCACUGGAGAGGAAGAGGAAAUGCCUUCAUUCAGAGGUCGCAGCAGAGGUGGUUGUGUGAGGUGUCAGCAGAGUCAUUCUCUCCAGCUCGCCGUCAAAGUCCUCUAUGGGUUUGUGGCGUUCCUCAUCAUCACAGUCGCCGUCCUCGCAUCACUCGUGUUCAGGAAAGUUGAAAGGAUGUCAGCAGAGGAGUCCGUCUACCACAGUAAGAUCUCCACGGUUCAACAAGGAUUAGAUGAUCUGAGCUCCACCUCAAACUGCUCUGGCUGCCUUGAUGUGACUCUGUACAGUGAGGAGAUCAGCAGGCUAAAGAAAGAGUUUGAAGAUAUACAGAGAAUGAUACUGGGACAAGAGCAGGUCCUGGACCAGGCCUCCCAGACUCAGGCCACUCUGAGGGCCGUCAACGCCCGAGUGGUGCGCGAAACGCAAAACCACCUCACCUCUAUCCGACUUCUGAACCAGUCCCUUGAAAGAUACGUGGAUCGGGUGGAGGCCUGGAAGGAUGUGAUCGAGGAGACGGAGGAGAAGAUGAAGACUCUCACGGAGGAUCAGUACGACAUCAAAGCGACGGCACACCAAGUGAACACCACAGUGGUGCUCAGCACGAUGUGGAUCGAUGCCCUGCAGAGGAAAGCCGCCGAGGAGACGCUGGUCCUCCAGAGGUUGACCACCGAAUGGCAGAACUACAGCCGGGUUCUGAGCGCAAUCAAAUCCAACACGAGCAACAUCAUGCAGACCAUGCGCUUCCUCCAAAACAGCAUGAUGACAGACCGCCAGAGAAUUUCCAUGUCCACUGAGGUGUAUUAUGACCUCACUCAGCAGGUGAUGAACCUGCAGAUGCAGCUUGACAAUGUGACAUCUUACAUGGAUGAACAUGAGGAGAACAUGCAUGACCUGCACUAUCAUUCCAGAUACUACGAGAACCGCACAGGGGAGCGUUUCUCUGCCUUGGAUGGUCGCCUCAACUCCAUCGAGAUGGAGAUUGACACAGUCUCCUCCAGCAUCAAUGCCACUGUCAGUCAUGUCCAGAGCAUGUACAAAUACAUCAACAUCGAGAGCUCAUCUUGCCAGAGUCGCCUGGGCAGACACACAGAAGACCUACAGAAUCUGAACAACACAGUCUUGUUACUCCUCCACUUAGCUGAGGCAUUGAGGCAGCAGAAUAUGUUGCUAAACGUCCGACUGAAUGUGGAUGUCAGGAACCUGUCCAUGGUGAUGGAGGAAAUGAAGCUAGUGGACGUUCAUCAUACCCAGCUCAUGAAGAACUUCACUAUAGUAAAAGGUGCUCCUGGACCUCCAGGGCCCAAAGGGAACCGUGGUGAAACUGGUCCAAAAGGGCGUGCAGGACUUAUUGGUAGUAAAGGUGACAGUGGCCCCAUGGGAAGCCGUGGGUCAAUUGGAGUGAAGGGGUCUCUUGGGCCAAAAGGCGCACCAGGAGAAACAGGUCCCAUUGGUAACAGAGGGGCAGUAGGAGACAAAGGAGCGAAAGGCUCUCUUGGUCUGCCUGGCCCACGUGGUGAGAAGGGUCAGAAAGGUGACAUGGGCCCCACAGGUACAGAUGGGCCCCCAGGACCCACAGGGCCUCCAGGGAUCCAGGGUCAGGCAGGACUCCCAGGCAUUAUUGGGCCAACAGGACCAAGGGGAAAACCAGGACCAGUAGGACCACCUGGACCACCAGGAACCCCUGGAUCUCCAGGGCUGCCAUACCUUCAUGAGCAAUUCAACACCCAGCAGCGCACAGAUGUGUCUGCCGCUGGGUCCAAGAGGCAGUAAAGAGAUGGAUGGAGAUGACUCCUCCAGUACGAAGAAUUUAAUAUUAUGUUAUGAACUGAAGGAAUAUCAAUCAAUGUGACUGGAAAUGCAAUAAUCCAUUCAUAUGGGGUUGUGCAAGACAAUGGAAAAACUUUAUGAACAAAUGCAAACAACUAAAAUUGGAGUUGCAGUCUUAAAUUCCUGAUGAAGUAACUGUGGCCACAAUGACAUGAAGCUCGAGGACAGUGUGAAGUGACGAUAAACAGAACUGCUGCCACUGACUGAACUGCUGUUAAGAAGUGAGAAAUGAUGGUACUCGGGCCUUAAAUGGACCAUGUUUGGACAAACUUUAUAUGGCGUAGCUCUUUGUGGGUUUUAUUUCUUGAAUUAUACCCAAAUACAACAGACCUUCCCACUUGGUUGGCCAUAUGCAAAUAACGGAGCGCAGAUUGGGCUUUUAUCGCAAUUAAAAGCUCAUAUUUGAUGGUGAGAUUAAUGGGAAUAAUAAACAUCCAUUACUGAAUUUGAAGACUUGCCUAGUUGAAUGUACUGGAAGUAAAGAAUGUGUUUGAGGUUUGUGAAAAGGCCACAAAAACCUCACAGGGUAUAAUGAAUAGGAGGGCUGUUAACCGCACAUUUGGACUAAAGUGGUAUUUUCUGAUCCAGACUACUCUAAAGUUUACUUCCCCAUGCACUAUUAAAUGGACACGGGAACAUUUUAUUUUUUGUGUGUAUAUUAUAUACACCAUAACACAACCUUUCUCUGGUGGAUUGCACUUUAUUGGCUCUUAAAGUGUAACAAAAUGAAGGUCAAGUUGCUUAUAUUUCACUAUGUCAGAGCAGGUACUCUGAAGAAAUGAAGAAUGUCUUUUUCAUCUAAUGGGCAAAAAAAGUAGGAGGCGUUUUAAGAGGGUUUUUUGGGGGGGGGAGAUUGACCAUGGUGCUGUUGCAGUCUCCUGGGCAUAGCUGAACAUUACAUUUAAGACAGUUCUCACAACAUUGUUGUUGCUGAGGAUGAACAAAAUACGCUGUUCCUGCUUCUCUGUCGGUUGGUACGCCCCUGGUUGAAGAAUGGAGCUGGAGCCAGGAGGUGAUUAGCACAAUGACAAGAAAGACAGAAAAACAGGUAGGAAAAAAUGACUCUAUCAAAAAACACAGAUUGAUAUUCUUACAGCAGAAUAAUCUGUAGGAUGUUGGACGUUAUUAUCUUAGCUGUUUCAUUCUGCUUCCUGUUUUCAUGCUUAAGUGAGCUAAGCUAAUGUCUGUGAUGGUUCUCAAUCACGCAGGUCAUAGUCAUCUCCAGUAUUUAGCUAGAGACAACUGGAGUUUCUUGAGUUACGUUGAAGACAUUUUUACCUGUCAUUCUAAAAAGGGAAUGUUCUUCAGUUCUGAAGACGUUUCGCUUCCAUUAGCUAAGCUACAUUAGCUUAAUUUACAUUAGAUAAGCUAAUGUAGCUUACUAAUGGAGCUAACGACUGACUCACCUUCAGCCUUAAUACAAACCAUGUUCAGACAUGAGAGUGAUUUCAAUAAGCAUUCAUUAUAAAGAUAUGACAGAAAUUAUUCAGUUUUAAAUUGGGGAUUAAAGUUCCACCCCUGUAUUUCCUUAAUUUCUGCAACAAAUUAACUGAAAAGUAGACGCGUGACUUUUGAGAGUUUUUGAGUUUUAUGAUACACACAUACAGUAAUCAUUUAUAUCAUUAGAAAAAGCUUUACAAAAGGGACACAUACUAUAUUUUUUGUUGUUGUUGUAAACCUGUGUUGUUGUAAUGAAAUGCGACUGGUUUGCGUUGAACUUCAAUAAAUGCUUCCAUGGAC
Molecule: messenger RNA, 4027 nt
Organism: Solea senegalensis (Senegalese sole)
Lineage: Eukaryota; Metazoa; Chordata; Actinopteri; Pleuronectiformes; Soleidae
Gene: scara3
Product: scavenger receptor class A, member 3
Exons: 12
Coding region: 407-2230 (607 amino acids)
Source: RefSeq, a predicted model, not a curated record